AGAACUUCCUCUCCUCCCUCGUAAGUCUAGUUGAAGAAACUGAUCCACUGGUUCAUAGGUAUUGAUUUUGAUUGAUGGGGAAGUUUAUGGAAACGAAAGAUUGGUUCUUUUUGUAGGGACGGAUAGCAGUGGAUGGGCGGUGUUAUAGCAGGCACCACUUGGGGAAAAAGAAUCUUUGCCACCCUUAACAUCGCAUGAACAUGGUUUCUUCUGUGCAAUUGUUGGUCCGAGUCAUUCUUAAACGUUGCCAGGAUUAGAUAUUGUGCCAAAACAAGUUGGUUUCUGAUAUUUCUUCUGUCUGCAGGUGCUGGAAUCAGAAGACAAAGUGGUGUGGAAGGAACUUGAUUCUCUGUGUGUACUGUAGUAUUUUGUUUUUUUCUGUGUUGGAGUUACUGAAAUUGGAAUGGUGUCACUUGGAUGGCUGUUGUUCUUCUUCACUCUGCAGGUAAUUGCUCUUCACUUCACAGUAAGCUGUUCGUUUGUUGACUUAUUUACAGAACUACUAGCAACCCAUCGUUGUGAUGUGCCAUAAAGUUCAGCCUGUGAUGGGUUUAGACUUUAGAUGGAAUUUUGGAAUCAAGAGGAAAGUGAUGCUUCUAUCUUGUCAGCAGCAUGCUAUUGGUGGGUUAAUUAUGGCGAUUUAUCACUGUUGAGGAGGGGAGUGGAUGAACUGUUUUACUUUAGGGUUCUUUCAGAUGUUGAAACUCAAUAAUGGAGGCCAUAAAACACGGAGAUGUGGAGGGUGGGGAAUGGUAAUAAGUGCUCCUGUGAUCAUUGUAUGAUUGUUGUUCAUUUGGAGUGAAAUAUGUCACAGAACACAUCAGUGAAUCAAAUUUCAAAGAUGUGUUCUCCAAAACAUCCUACCUCGUCAUUCUUUUUUUUUUUUUUUAAUUGUUGGGUUUCUAACAAAUUCUUAUAUGAGCAAGUUUCGAUGACGAAGUAUUAGGCCCCAAUGACAAUUGUUGAAGAAUAGAGGUUGUUUGUAUUCAUUAGGAUGUCAUUCGCAUUGUAUUCUUCAUUAAGGUGGGAGUUACUUAAGUUCUUGUCGAUUAUUGGUUAAGUCGAUAAUAAUUAAUAUUUUGUUGGUUUGCAACUAACUAGUCAAACAGAUAAUGGACUAUCACACUAGAAUGAAGUAUGUGUAGUGCACUCACUUUUUUGGAUGCAUUCAGUGCACUCGCUUCAUAACCGUCAUUUUAAACAUGAGAUUUAUGUCAAAAUGAUGCCAAUCAUCACUUAUGAUGCGAUGAAGAAUAACGCACAUGAAUUUGCACAAAAACCAUUAAAGAUUUACUUUAAUUUGAAGAAUUUAGAAUUUAGAGAUUUAGGGUUAGGAUUAGGGUUUACAAGUUGGGGUUUAGGGAUAUAACUCAAAAUUGGAGAUCUAGAGCUUAGGGUAAUCUGCUAAUUAGUUAUUAUCAUAUGUUAUAUCAUCAUAUUACACUAGUUCUACAAAUUAAGAUUCAAAAUCCGACACCUUAAGACUAGUUUUUGAGUUAGGUGCAUUGAACGCACUCAUUUUGGUGAGUUCAGCGAAGUAGUCACCACCAUACAAGAAUAUAUUUAUAUUUUAUGUAUAAAAUGGAUUAAACCGAUAAAGUUCCUAUCGAACUAAUAAAUCUCAAACCUUUUGUUCACCGGCCUAAGAGGGUUACACUCGUUUAUCAACCUUUGCUAGAACCCAGAUUUUCUCGUAAAGACGAGAUUUUGAAAGCUAUUGGAAAGAAAUUGGAUUAUGACAGAAUCAUCAAAAACCUUGGCUAGAACCCUUGGUUCUGAUCCCUGAUCAGAUUGGGCUUUUACAGACUGGAUGGCGGAUGCACCUGUCUUCUUCGGCCUAAUUACAUGCCCUGAUUGGGCCACAGCCCAUAAAUCUAAUUCAUUCUUUUUAGUUUUUUCCCCACCUUCGUCUCGUCUCCGGUCGCCGGCGGUAAAAAACCCCCCAAAAAUUCACAUCCCCCGCGCCUUCCCAUCCCGCCCCCACAAAGCCGAAAAAGGAAGUGAAAGUGGAAAACCCGCGCCCUCACUAAACACUAGCUUCCAAAUCGCCUUUCUUGCUCUUCCCCUCGACGGUGACCCGAUGGAGAGGAACAGCGAGCCCCGCCAGCCGUACCCUGCCGGAGAAGUAGACCGAGGCGCCGGAGGCAAGUUCCGGAAGCGUCCAGCCAGGAGAGCUGCUGCUCCUGCUACGCCUUAUGCUCGGCCGCAGCAGAGCUUGGCACAGCGCACGCGGCCCUGGCUCUCCAAGCUCGCUAACCUAAUUUUGCCCAGCUACUUCUCCCAGUCGGCAAACGCCCUCCCAGCUCCUCCUGUUGUCGAACGGAGAGGAGAAGAUGAUGAUGACGAUGAAGAAGAAUUGGAUCAUGGUGAGUCCGGCAAUCAGGUUGAAGAAAAUGCGGGAAGGGAUGAAAGCAGUUUUUCAUUCAAUCAUCUGGUUUCGGGAUCAACUGACCUCGGUGGUGCUAAUGAAGCAACCAACGAAUCAAAUUCUCGUCGGGAGAUCGAAAGAGUUGAUGAACAGCAUACAGUGAAAACUUCUGAUCUUGGUGGUGACGGGGUUUCGGCAAUCGAGCAGUUACUGAAGAACAAAAGGUUUUCUAGGGGUGAAGUCAAUCGGCUGAUUGAGAUAAUCCAUUCAAGGGCUGCUAAUUCCCCGUACAAGGAUCAACAGAAGCAGAAUUCUGGGAUGUUUGGGCGGAAUGCUGAGUCUUCGGCUUUCCUUGAAGAUUCACAAUGGUGCAGAGAAACUGAGAAGAAGUACACGAGUUCAGUUACACAAGGCAUUAUCCAGCCUGCAGUUUGGGCUGAAACUUCCAGGAAGUCUACUGAAGUACAGCAUGAUGAUAUGAACAGAGCCACUUGGGGAGGUUCAACUCCUCUUAUCCAGCCGACUGUUGAAGAUGAAGUUGGUGCUUCACCAAUCCAAAUCGCCAAAGCGUACAUGCAAAAACGGACAUCAGAAUCAGGAUUCGGAUUAGAGGAUGCAGCUGUAAACGAUGAAGGGCCGUCAUCUCGUGGAGAUGAGCUGGCACUAAAACCGUUUACCCCUUCAUCUUCUAUUAGGCCGUCACCAUGCUGGGUACGAGGUCAGAGUGAGUAUGCCACACCCCUCAGCCAAAGAGGGAGAUUCGGGCUCCAAAGCUUUCCUAGGACCCCUUACUCUAGAGCUAUUGCCUCAAAAUCAAAAUCAAAGUCUAAGCCAAUUCAAUUGCAAGGGAACAGUGGAAGAUCCCUGAACAUGCCGUCAACUCCAUUCCAGCAGUCUCAAUCAUCCACUUAUGGACAGUUUAGUACCAGGGAAAGGAAGUUGGAUAUUGGUGAAGCAUCUGUUGGACCUAUCCGAAGAACAAGACGACAAGGUGCUGUAGAGCUUUCAGCUAGAGGAUCUCCCUUUGCCAGGUCAUCUGUGGAUACUCCUAAAGUUGAAAACUACGAUGUGCCAGAAGGGAUAUUUUCCGCCUGGAAGAAAGAAUCAGAAACAGGAAGAAAACCUUACUCUGAAGUCAGUACUCCUAUUUUUCCUUCACAUUCUAGUCAGGUAGCUCGCAAGAUAUUGGAGCAUCUGGACAGAAACCCAGUUACCCCAAAGCAAAAGUCUGAUGAAUUAAGGCUGGCUACUUCUUGGAAGAAGCCCGAGUGGUCUUCUGACAUGGCUGCUUUUACACCACCCGAGAAUGAUAGCUUGCCUCAAUUUUGGAUUCUUGGUUCAUCAGGAAAAUCUAAUCAAGCUGAUAACAAAAAGAAGUCCAUACAUUGGAGUGAAGAUAGAGGGAAGUCCCUUUUCAAGGAUCCUCAGGAUACCACUAGUGAUUUGAACGGAAAAUCCUCUGCUCCUGGCAUAACAAUUGGCAGUAAUGUUGUUGAUCCCGGGCCUUCACAAGUUCCAAGGGAAAAUGUGGAUUCUCAAAUCUUUAAAGUGAAUGAGGUGCCAAGUCUACAGAGGAAACCUCCAGCACAUUCGUCAGGAACUAGACAAGUUCCGCCUUCUAUUGCCAUUGGAAAGCGUGAACAGAAGUGGGCGUCUUCUGAUGGCAGCGCGAGUUUCAGUUUCCAAGUUCCUGCAUCAUCUACUGGCGUGCUCACCGAGCCUCCAACGCCCUCCAUGCCAUCUUCCUCUGCAAACGGUCUGCAUGAGCCGGAAGCUGGAGAACAGUCAAUCCCUACCUACAGCUUCGGCUCAAACAAGGGCACCACCCCUGCCCUUGUUUUCUCUUUCCCUUCUACGAGCAGCAGUAGCUCCCUGCCAGAUGGGGCAUCCGAUUUGAAAUUCAAGUUCGGAUCGGACAAGAGCAGUAGGGUUUCUUUCAGCUCCAUAGGGAAAGACUCUGUGUGUUACUGAUGAAAUUGAUUCGGUGUUCCUAGGACCUGUUUGGUUGUGUUAUUUCCAAAUUCCUUUCUUCCCUGAUAGUUGAACUCUUCCAGUUUUGUGAGAAGAAACUUGAAAGGGGGUAGAUGGUAUCUGGAUGCUUUAUGGGUCAUUCUUAUCCUGAUUUGGUGGGGGAGAAAAAGGGCUAUUCUGAAUGGUUCCUUGCUGCAACUCUGUUGGAGCUCUGGAGAUAAUAAACCAGAUGAAUGGAAAUUUGAGUUGCUAGUUUCUCUUUUCUUGUAUUAUUAAUUUAUUAUCUCAAACAAUAUCCAUUAGAAAGAGGAAUUCCAUAUGCGCAGGAAGCAAAAGCAUGUGAUUGAUUGAAGCCAUUUCUUGGAAUCAUAUGUAGUAGGGUUUGGUUGGUGGCUUCCAUUCCCAUUAUGGGGAGCACCAACUUCAUACAUAUGGUUCUGGUUUAUCUCUUUGCUUUGGAUGCCCACUUGAAAGGACAGGAUUGAUAUGGUUGCAGGAGAUGGAGAUGAUGUUUAUUCAAGCUUUGGUUGGCUUUUUACAUUAUAUAUAGAUCCCACUUCAAAAGGACCAUGAUCAUUGAGUGGAUGAAAAUGAGCAAUCUCAGAUAUGAUUGGAGGGGAGAAAUUGCAGUGGGCUCUCUCUCUCUUUUUUUUUCUUUCUUUCUUUUCAAUAUGGUUUUGGUGGAUUGUUGGAGAAGAGAAAGAGCCAUUAUAAAAGAGUAGUAGAGAGUGUGAUAGGGAUUGGUGAGGGAGGGAACAUAAAUAUUACAAUAGUAA
Messenger RNA from Linum trigynum, 5115 nucleotides. The record is from the annotation of a GenBank genome assembly. NCBI's taxonomy places the organism in Eukaryota, Viridiplantae, Streptophyta, Magnoliopsida, Malpighiales, Linaceae.